UAAAGGUUAUAGAAAAGACAGAAAGGUUGUGAGUUAACUCUACCUGAGGAGCAUCAUCCAACAUCUACCGCCUCGGAGAGCCAUCAGUUCCUCUGCUAAGGAGGGCUAAAAAUGAAGAAGCUCACAGAACUAGUUCUCCUGACAGUCCUCUUGGCACUCUUCAGUCAAGCCGAAGCAAAUCCUUUUGUUUACAACUACGAGGCGCUGAGGAUCGGGGGUUUGGUCUUCACAGCCCUGCUUGUAGCAGGAGGGGUUACAGUUUUGUGUUGGGGGCAGUGCAAACAAAAGAGAAAGGGUGAAGAAGAUGCAAGCAAAAUCUAAGGAUCAGGGACUUUCCAUGGGAUAUUUGAUCGAGUAGAAGACUAGAAACUACAGAUGUCUAACUAGCUCCACUUGUACUUCAUUUCAAUGUAGUUUUUCCAUCGUUUCAACCAUUUAAUUUAUUCAUUAAUCACAGUUCCUGCCCAAAAAACAAAACAAAAACUGAGGUGCUGUUAUUUUGAAUCUGUAGAUUUAUUCUAUACAUUUUAAUUAAUCUCUUCAAGUGGCGCUUUAAUAAAGAUUCUCAGUUAUGGGCUGGUAAAAAUGCA
Messenger RNA from Pimephales promelas (fathead minnow), 590 nucleotides. It is a transcript of the gene fxyd11, whose product is annotated as FXYD domain containing ion transport regulator 11. Gene Ontology annotation, biological process: regulation of monoatomic ion transport. Gene Ontology annotation, cellular component: membrane. Gene Ontology annotation, molecular function: ion channel regulator activity. The record is from RefSeq and is a predicted model, not a curated record. NCBI's taxonomy places the organism in Eukaryota, Metazoa, Chordata, Actinopteri, Cypriniformes, Leuciscidae.